Messenger RNA from Chenopodium quinoa (quinoa), 543 nucleotides. RefSeq lists its product as uncharacterized. The record is from RefSeq and is a predicted model, not a curated record. The transcript has 2 exons. NCBI's taxonomy places the organism in Eukaryota, Viridiplantae, Streptophyta, Magnoliopsida, Caryophyllales, Amaranthaceae. The coding region runs from base 1 to 543 and encodes 180 amino acids.
AUGGCGGACGAAUUGCCGGAAAUAUCAAUGAAUUUGUGGACGGAGAUCUUAGCAAGGCUGCCCGCGAAAAGCCUAAUGAGAUUGAGGUUAGAACCUUUAUAUGGCAAAAAUUAUAAACGUUGGGCUGUUAGGAUGCGUUUUUAUUUGGAACAAAUUGAUGUUGCAUAUGUUCUUGAUGAUAUUAUUGAACCCAUUGAUAAAGAUGAUUUGUCUGAAUCUGAUAUUAAGUUUGCUAAGGAUGAUAGAACUUGUAAGGGAAUGUUGUUGCAUCAUAUGUCGAAUACUCUUUUGGAUAUUUACAUGGGAUUUUUUCAUGCUAAAGAUAUUUGGGAUGCCUUAGAGAAAAAAUAUGGGACUGAUGAUGCUGGUUCUAAGCGUUACUGUGUUGGUAGGUGGUUAAGCUUUCAAAUCGUUGAUAAUAAACCUAUCAUUGACCAAAUUCAUGCUUAUGAAAAUGUUUGUAUUUCUAUGGCUGCCGAAGGACUUUCUAUUUGUGAUAAUACCUUAGCCAUUGUUCUGAUUGAAAAGCUCCCUCCCUCUUGA